AUGGCCGGAUUGACCUCGGAGGUGAUGGACUUGCGCCUGCAGCAUGCGCAAGAGACGACCGUGGCAACUUUGACAAGUUCAAGCCCGAUGGAUAAUGAGACGAGUUGCGGCGAGUACAUCCUGAACUACGGGCGCGUGGAAAAGAUGGUGAUUGGUUUAAUUUUGACGUUGCUCACUUUUCUAACCAUAUGUGGGAAUUUACUGGUGGUCAUGUCUGUGUGUUUCGUAAAGAAGCUUAAACAGCCCUCUAAUUACCUUAUCGUGUCUCUGGCCAUCGCGGACCUGUCAGUUGCCGUGGCUGUGAUGCCGUUUGUCAGCAUUACCGACCUAAUUGGUGGUCAGUGGAUUUUUGGCCGGGUCUUCUGCAAUGUGUUUAUAGCCAUGGACGUGAUGUGUUGCACCGCAUCAAUCAUGACGCUCUGUGUGAUCAGCAUUGAUCGAUACAUGGGUAUAACCAAGCCAUUAACGUAUCCCGUUCGUCAAAAUGGAAGGUGCAUGGCCAAGAUGGUGUUUUCUGUAUGGCUCCUCUCCGCGUCAAUCACUCUCCCCCCUCUGUUCGGCUGGGCCCAGAACGUCAACGACGGCCACGUGUGCCUGAUCAGCCAGGACCUGGGCUACACCGUCUACUCCACGGCUGUGGCCUUCUACAUCCCCAUGUCCGUGAUGCUCUACAUGUACUACCGCAUCUACCGCGCGGCCAAGGUCAGCGCCGCCAAGCACACCAUCGCCGGGUUCCCGCGCGCGGCGUCUGCGGCAGCGGCCAGGCCCAGGGCGGGCGAGGACAAGGAGGAGGACGAGGAGGAGGGGGGGAGGGACGGCACGGGCGGCGGCGGCCGGCGCUCGGGGAUGAUGGGCGCGGAGUGCGCGGCGGCCGCCCUCAAGCUCCAGCGCGAGGCGGAGGAGUGCGCCAGCUUCUCGCGCCUGCUCCGCAGCGACCGCAAGACGCUGUCCAUCUUCCGGCGCGAGCAGAAGGCGGCGGCCACGCUGGGCGUGGUGGUGGGCGCCUUCAGCGUCUGCUGGCUGCCCUUCUUCCUGCUGUCCACAGCGCGGCCGUUCGUCUGCGGCGUGGAGUGCAGCUGCGUGCCGCUGUGGCUGGAGCGGACGUUUCUGUGGCUGGGCUACACCAACUCGCUGGUCAACCCCUUCAUCUACGCCUUCUUCAACCGUGACCUGCGCACCACCUACAACAACCUCAUCCGCUGCCGCUACCGCAACAUCAACCGCAAGCUGUCCGCCGCCAGCAUGCACGAGGCCCUCAAGCUGACGGAGAAGCCCCAACAUGGUGCAUUAGUCGCUGGGUCAGGUCAGGCUGGCAGGACCCUGCUGUAA
Alosa alosa (allis shad) is the source of this 1329-nucleotide messenger RNA. RefSeq names its product 5-hydroxytryptamine receptor 7. NCBI's taxonomy places the organism in Eukaryota, Metazoa, Chordata, Actinopteri, Clupeiformes, Clupeidae. Gene Ontology annotation, cellular component: membrane. The record is from RefSeq and is a predicted model, not a curated record. The transcript is spliced from 2 exons. Gene Ontology annotation, biological process: circadian rhythm; adenylate cyclase-activating adrenergic receptor signaling pathway; vasoconstriction. Gene Ontology annotation, molecular function: G protein-coupled serotonin receptor activity. The coding region runs from base 1 to 1329 and encodes 442 amino acids.